AUGCCAGAGGACCAUGCCACCCUCGAGAACGGGUAUUCAACAACCCCUGACCCGGCACCGUCGAACAGUGAUUGCAGCGGUAGGGUAGAUGCUCAUCAAACCUUACCUUCGAGCUCAUCUCCUAAGAAUGUCGCUUUUGAGCUUGUUCUUGAUGAAGAAUCAAAAGUGAGAGGAAGAAUACCAAUGAGAGUCCAAAUCUUUCCCCAUGACACAACGGACUCUAUCGUGACUACUGUGAAAAAUUUCUACGGUAUUUACGAGGGCAUGGGGAGCGGUGUGAGUUUUGAAGACGAAAAUGCAACUACCCUCAUUGCGCGUUACGAAAAUUUGCGAAACAAUAUGACCGUCUACGUACGUGUGAUCCCGAAUCAUGGCUACUCGACCCAGCAGCUGUACUAUGGAGCGCCCCAACAUGAAGGCGCUCCACGGCCUUGCCUUGGAGAACCCUUCCAACCGUCAUCCGACCAUGGUCGCCCGCCUUCAAGGCCAACAUCUCGAGUCUCCCGGAAGCGCAGUGCCUCUCCGUCUGCCCGUGGGCGCCGAAGUGUUUCCACCCAAAAGGCUGCACGGUCUCGCAACAAGAGCCGCGGUUCUAGCACUCAUGGUAGCUUCCUCGAAGAACCACUUGUACCUUAUAGCGAUAGCGAUGGUGGCCAUGCGUCAAUUACGAGUUCGAAGAAAGCAAGGAGCGAACAUUUUGCUAGUUCUGACAUUAGCAUGGAAAAUAUCCUUCAUGAUGGUAGAAGAAAGAGACCAAAAUUUGAGAGUUCGGGUCUCAGAAACCAUGAGCACCUAUAUUCUCUUCAGGGGAACUCACCAUAUGCCACUCCUGGGGCCCCGCAUCAUGGCCACCAUCUCCGGGAACGACCACAUUCACAAUCCGCGGGGCCGCAUGGAAAUAAGAUCAACAACUGUGGCGUUCUUCCAACGCCCGAUCCAACAAUUGCCAGUUGUAUUUCUGAUGAAGAUGUAGCGAUGCAGCUAAUCCGCCUUGGUGAUGCGUCAAACUUCUCGCACGGUCGCACUUCUCUGUCCACCGCCGACGAUGCUUUUAGCGGAAUCGCUGAUGCCUCUUCAUCCACUGGUGCGACUUCGGAUGGAGAAAUGAGUGUAGACGAAGGGGAACCGUCGCUGAAGGCAGCACAAAUGAACCAGAAUGGCGGCAGUUCGGGUACCGACGGCAUCAACGGAAAUUAUCGUUUGGAUGAAGCUCCCGUUGCCACAAAGAAUGAGUAUGAGGAUAGCCAUACCUACGGUUCUCAAGCCGCGAACACUAGGCGGGCGAAGCCCAAAUUUGGCAAUACGAGUAGCGCAAAGACAAAGCAAGGUACAAUUUCUAAAUCGGCAAAGGUCAUCAAGGCGCGCUCUGGAACGGUUGCUCGAAAGCCAAAAUCAACCACCACCAACGGAACUAGCAAGAUUGCCCUGCCGCCUCCAUCCAUAUCACCACAGAUACAGCGAAAGGCGUCCGGGUCCGGAUUAAAUUUCCAGCAUCAACUUGCAGCUGACGAGGAGGAUUUAUCCACUAAACCACGAUGCCAACGGUGCCGUAAGAGCAAGAAAGGUUGCGAUAGGCAACGCCCUUGCCAGAGGUGCCGUGACGCUGGUAUUGGCAUUGAAGGAUGCGUGAGCGAAGAUGAGGGCAACGGGCGUAAGGGUAGGUAUGGCCGACACAUGGGUGUUCCUAUUAAGAAGGUGAACCCAGGUCCUGCGGACCAGGAGCCUCAGACCAUGGCUCCCUUUUUCACUGCGGCUUCUACUGCUGCUGCUCAAGCUGCCAGUAAGAAGAGAAAGCGGUGA
This is a messenger RNA of Uncinocarpus reesii 1704, 1800 nucleotides long. RefSeq lists its product as uncharacterized. Lineage: Eukaryota; Fungi; Ascomycota; Eurotiomycetes; Onygenales; Onygenaceae. The record is from RefSeq and is a predicted model, not a curated record. The transcript has 2 exons. Gene Ontology annotation, molecular function: DNA-binding transcription factor activity, RNA polymerase II-specific; zinc ion binding. Bases 1 to 1800 code for a protein of 599 amino acids. Gene Ontology annotation, biological process: regulation of DNA-templated transcription.